AUGUCUGACACGGAAGAGGCGGCGGAGGAGUACGAGGGGUGAGAGGAGGCAGAGGAAGAGGAGGCAGCGGAAGGGGAGGCCGAAGGGGAGGCCGAAGGCGAGGCGGAGCCUGAGGAGACCCAGGCAGACGAAGACAGACAAGAAGAGGAAGUUAAGGAGGCCGAAGAUGGCCCCGUGGAGGAGUCCAAACCCAAGCCCAGGCCGUUCAUGCCCAACCUGGUGCCGCCCAAGAUCCCCGAUGGAGAGAGAGUGGACUUCGAUGACAUCCACCGGAAGCGCAUGGAGAAGGACCUGAACGAGCUGCAGACGCUGAUCGAGGCGCACUUCGAGAACCGCAAGAAGGAGGAGGAGGAGCUCAUCUCGCUCAAAGACCGGAUUGAGAAGCGGCGGGCGGAGCGGGCCGAGCAGCAGCGCAUCCGGAGCGAGCGGGAGAAGGAGCGGCAGGCCCGGCUGGCGGAGGAGCGCGCCCGGCGGGAGGAGGAGGAGAGCCGGAGGCGGGCGGAGGACGAGGCCCGCAAGAAGAAGGCCCUUUCCAACAUGAUGCACUUCGGAGGCUACAUCCAGAAGCAGGCACAGACGGAGCGGAGAAGUGGGAAGAGGCAGACGGAGAGGGAGAAGAAGAAGAAGAUUCUGGCCGAGAGGAGGAAGGUGCUGGCCAUCGACCACCUGAAUGAAGACCAGCUCAGGGAGAAGGCCAAGGAGCUGUGGCAGACCGUCUACAACCUGGAGGCUGAGAAGUUCGACCUGCAGGAGAAGUUCAAGCAGCAGAAGUACGAGAUCAAUGUUCUCCGAAACAGAAUCAAUGACAACCAGAAAGUCUCCAAGACCCGCGGGAAGGCCAAGGUCACCGGGCGCUGGAAGUAAAGCCCAGACCUGCUCCUCGCUGCGCCUGCGCCCGGCAUGCCCCCAGCUCCGGGGCCCCCGGCGGGGGUGGGGGGCGGCUCCUGCUCGGGUGCCAGGGCGGGCCCAGCUGGACGCCGCCACGCUCGGCUGCCCCACGAGUCCACACCGUGCCCGUAAUAAAAGCCA
This is a messenger RNA of Pteronotus mesoamericanus, 1029 nucleotides long. RefSeq names its product troponin T2, cardiac type (gene TNNT2). Gene Ontology annotation, molecular function: troponin I binding; troponin C binding; tropomyosin binding. The record is from RefSeq and is a predicted model, not a curated record. The transcript has 13 exons. Gene Ontology annotation, biological process: regulation of muscle contraction; sarcomere organization; cardiac muscle contraction. NCBI's taxonomy places the organism in Eukaryota, Metazoa, Chordata, Mammalia, Chiroptera, Mormoopidae. Gene Ontology annotation, cellular component: troponin complex.